This is a messenger RNA of Polistes canadensis, 2370 nucleotides long. It is a transcript of the gene Moe, whose product is annotated as moesin/ezrin/radixin homolog 1. Bases 322 to 2187 code for a protein of 621 amino acids. Gene Ontology annotation, molecular function: actin binding; cell adhesion molecule binding. NCBI's taxonomy places the organism in Eukaryota, Metazoa, Arthropoda, Insecta, Hymenoptera, Vespidae. Gene Ontology annotation, cellular component: microvillus; filopodium; apical part of cell. The record is from RefSeq and is a predicted model, not a curated record. Gene Ontology annotation, biological process: regulation of organelle assembly; regulation of cell shape; positive regulation of protein localization to early endosome. The transcript is spliced from 11 exons.
UGAGUGAGUGAGUGAGAAAGAACGACGUGUUGCAUCGAAAAGAGCGGGUUGAGGGGAGGAAAAGGAAAGACGCUGCCGGUUGUACUUGGCCCAUUGUUCCAACGGCAAGUGACGAGAACGGAACGUGAAACGUGAAAUUAUUUAGACGACGCCUUCGCCACGUACACAUUAAAACGAAUAAUACUCGAUCAUCUUUAUUUUCCUGUCAAUGUAAAAAAAGGAAUAAUUAAUAUUUAGAAGUACGUUUCGCGAUAUUUUUUCUUUUUCUUUUUAUAUAUCUUGUGCAUAGUCUAAUUAAUUCGUACUGCCAGAUCCAACGCCAUGGUUGCCGGUACAAAACUGAUGAACGUCAGGGUGACGACGAUGGACGCCGAGCUGGAGUUUGCCAUCCAGCAGACGACCACCGGCAAACAACUUUUUGAUCAAGUAGUUAAGACAAUUGGUCUACGUGAAGUUUGGUUCUUUGGGCUUCAAUACACCGACAAUAAGGGUGAUCUAACAUGGAUCAAAUUGUACAAAAAGCCGGAAAGUGCAAUAACGAGAGUCGUCAAGAAGGAAGUUAAAAAGAAGGUACGAAAAUUAAGAGGCUACUCGGACUCUGACACCGAUGACGACGAUUUCGAAGACGAUCUGUAUGGACUUCCGUUCUUGUCUAGGGUGAUGAACCAGGAGGUCAAAAAGGAGACGCCAUUGCAGUUCAAGUUUCGCGCAAAAUUUUAUCCCGAAGAUGUUGCAGAGGAAAUCAUACAGGAUAUUACACUUCGUCUAUUUUACCUUCAGGUGAAAAACUCUAUUCUAUCAGAUGAAAUUUACUGCCCACCUGAAACAUCCGUUUUGCUAGCAUCUUACGCGGUUCAAGCAAGACACGGUGAUUUCCAAAAAGGAAUACAUACUCCUGGAUUUUUAGCUAACGAUCGUUUAUUACCCCAACGCGUUGUCGAUCAACAUAAAAUGAGUAAAGAAGAAUGGGAGAGUUCGAUAACCAAUUGGUGGCAAGAACACCGUGGUAUGUUGAGAGAGGAUGCUAUGAUGGAAUACUUGAAGAUUGCUCAGGACUUAGAAAUGUAUGGAGUUAAUUAUUUCGAGAUUCGUAAUAAAAAAGGAACAGAAUUGUGGUUGGGUGUCGAUGCUUUAGGCUUGAAUAUUUACGAAAAGGACGAUAAGCUUACUCCUAAAAUUGGUUUCCCUUGGUCGGAGAUAAGAAAUAUUUCUUUUAACGAAAAGAAAUUUAUUAUUAAACCGAUAGAUAAGAAGGCACCAGACUUUGUCUUCUUUGCUACAAGAGUGAAAAUUAAUAAGAGAAUUUUGGCACUUUGUAUGGGCAAUCAUGAAUUAUAUAUGCGUAGACGUAAACCUGAUACCAUUGAUGUUCAACAAAUGAAGGCUCAAGCCAGAGAGGAAAAAAUCGCCAAACAACAGCAAAGGGAGAAAUUGCAAUUGGAAAUAGCGGCGAGAGAACGCGCAGAAAAGAAACAACAGGAGUACGAAGAAAGGCUAAGAAAUAUGGCCGAAGAAAUGGAUAGGCGACAGGCUGAAUUGAAUGAAGCUCAAGAAAUGAUAAGACGUUUGGAAGAACAAUUGAAACAGUUACAAGCUGCUAAGGAGGAAUUGGAAGACCGUCAAAAGGAAUUGACGGCAAUGAUGGAGAAAUUAGAACUUUCUCAUGAAAUGGAAGCAGCAGAACGUGCCAAGUUGGAACAAGAAAUCAGAGCUAAGCAAGAGGAAGUACAACGCAUACAAUCUGAAGUAGAAGCAAAAGAUGCUGAAGCUAGGAGAUUGCAGGAAGAGUUUGAAGCUGCCAAUAGACUCAGGCAAGAGGAAGCAGAUCGUGCUUUCCAAGCUAAUACGACUCCUCAUCAUCAUCACGUAGAAGAAAAUGAGGAAGGAGAAGAAGAAGGUGAAGAUGAGGUUCCCCAUGGUGAUGUUACUAAAGAUCUUGCUACGGACGAAUCAAUAAUUGAUCCUGUCGAAGAGAGACGUACUUUGGCUGAAAGAAAUGAACGUCUUAACGAUCAAUUGAAGGCAUUGAAGCAAGAUCUAGCACAAUCACGAGACGAAACUAAGGAAACUGUUAUGGAUAAAAUCCACAGGGAAAAUGUUCGUCAAGGACGUGACAAAUAUAAAACGCUUCGUGAAAUUCGUAAGGGAAAUACCAAACGUCGUGUCGAUCAAUUUGAGAAUAUGUAAAAUAUGUGCGUAUAUUUAUCAGCACGCCCGGAAUGCAUUUUUAUUAUCUCAUUUUUUUGAAUUUCAUCCGUUCUGUAUAUCUUAUUAUACGGAAUAAUAUUAUUAUUGCACAUAAGAGAGAGAAAGAGAUAGAAAAAGAAAAAGAGAGAGAAAGAAAAAAAGAGAGAGGGAGAAAGAGAGAGA